Messenger RNA from Candoia aspera, 9849 nucleotides. RefSeq names its product WDFY family member 4 (gene WDFY4). Gene Ontology annotation, biological process: antigen processing and presentation. The record is from RefSeq and is a predicted model, not a curated record. The coding region runs from base 16 to 9318 and encodes 3100 amino acids. The transcript is spliced from 61 exons. Lineage: Eukaryota; Metazoa; Chordata; Lepidosauria; Squamata; Candoiidae. Gene Ontology annotation, molecular function: protein binding.
GAGGGAGGCAAUGUGAUGGCAAUCAAAGUGCAGCCUUCUCACGGUAGCGAAGAGAAUCCAUGCCAGCCACUGUCCAUUCUAAAGGAGACCCUCGACAGACAGGUCUUGGAGUACAUGGAGGUGGCUCUUCUCCUGAGUCCAGAAGAACAGCAGAGACGAUUGCUUGCCAUUCUGAGCAUCUUUCUGAAGGCCUGGGAGCAGUCAGAUGGCAGUAUCUAUUUCCCAAAUAUCCAGCUUUUAGCAAGCGAAACUUCCAGUCUUCUGGUGAAAGAAAUCAAGAAGAAAAUGAAUGGAAAUCCAGAAGAAGCUCAACUGCUUGUGUGGCAAUUUCUACAGUGGAAGACAGACCUGGAUUCUGCUGGUUACCUGCUGCUAAAAUCAGUUUACUUGCUUUCACUCUACACCUCGGAACAGGAACUCCAGUGGAAUAUAAUCAAGUCUGGGUUGCCUGUGACAUUGCUGCAGUGCCUAUACCUCUUCUUUGUUUUUCCCUGGGAAGUAGCUCUUGGCUACAGUGAGGAAAAUCAAGGCGAAUGUGAGACCCAAGAAAUGUUUGUGCAGACAAUGGUCAACAUUUAUGCAGAAAAACAAGGAGUGGAGAUGCUUCUCAUGUCUAGUCAUCUUAAGUCUUUGAUCAUAGCAAGAUCCUCUCAGUGGGAUCAAGGCAGCCCUUCUUGGAAAAAAUCUACAAGCCAAGUGCUCCAAACAAUUUCAAAGGCCCUUUCCAAGACCACAAUUUCAUACCUGCAAGCUACAGAUUGCAUCAAAACCUCUAUCCACAAUUUGUCAAAGCUUGAUGAUUCCUUGCCCACUUGUGACGUAUGUGAAUCCAUCAAUAUCAUCCUGCAUUUUGUGAGGAAUUCAUAUCUAAUUUCCCCAGCCUUGCUUUUGGAGUUUGAGAACAGUGGGGGCCAUCAGUUGCUGUUGCAGAUUUUUCUGAGAUAUGAAGGGCCACUGGACAAAAAAGAAAAUGCCAGCAUUAAAGAAACACUGGACUUGCUGACACAAUUGACACUUUGUGGGGAAACUGAACUGAAUGUUUCAGGCAAUAUUGCAUAUCCACAACUGCCACAAUUUAAUGAGAAACAGCCCCUUUCUUCUGGAAAAAGAAUAAGAAAUCUGAAAGCUUUCCAAGUACUAGAAUCACUUUUUCAGAAAUCCAACAACCCAAAGCUCUGUCAAUACAUUUUGCUUGUACUAAAAUCAGUCUGGACCUGGGACUCCAUGAAUUUCUUCCUACUUGAGUGGUCUCUGCAGCCCAUUUGCCAGUUUGUUGGGGUCAUCCCUCUCAAACCCUUCCUGGUCCAGACUCAGUUCUUCCAGCUGGUGGAGUCAGUGGUGGUGGACCUUGGUUAUAUCCCACAUGACAUCUUGAAGGAGAUUCAGUGUUUGAUAAAGGAGAAUGCUGAGCCAUUAUGCACAUCAGUUGCCUUGGGCUGCCUUCAUAGCAUCACACAGAGAGACCCACUCUUCACAGAUAUCUUCAGAGAUUCAGGACUCUUAGGAAUGCUGCUUGUUCAACUUCGUAAAGAAGCCAAAAUACUGAUAAAGAAAGGUAGCACUCAAGCAGCUCUGCAGGUGUCAGAAGUGGAGGAACUACUCAAAAUGAUGCUGAAGAUGACAGCUGCUCUUGUUGUGGAAUCUGUUAGGAACACAGUGAUUCUCAGAGACUAUGGUAUGGUGCCCUAUAUCAAGAUUUAUGUGGAUACUGAGUUGUAUCGAAGUGAUGCCUUGAACAUCCUGGAACAGUUAUCCAUUAUCAACCCUGAAGAGUACAUGAGCACCAUUAUUGGGGCCCUGUGCUCUUCCACUCAGGGUGAACUACACUUCAAGCUGGAUCUGCUUAAAUCUCUCUUGAAGAUGCUGGCGAAUUCCAAGGGUCGUUCAGCCUUCAGAACCAGUAGUGGUUUUAAUGGGCUGUUUUCCCUUCUGGCUGACAUGGAAGGUGCCUUGCAGGACCCACCUUUAGGCUUGUGGGCCUCAUUUUGUCACAACCACAUAUUAGAGCUGAUACUACACAUUCUCCAAACCAUAGCAGCUGCUCUUUACUUGGACCCUGUCAAUAGUGACUUCUUCCAGAAGAAUGGUCUCUUUGAGAAGAUGGCAGAGGAACUUGGCAUGCUUGGCUGCUUUUCAACACAAAGGUGGGGACAGGUUCCUAUAUGGAUCAAUAAACCACGAUCAUUUGUUGAGAUUUCAAAUACAGUUGCUUGCUCAUCUGAGCUUUUCCCAACUUGGCUAAAAAGCUGCAUAAGGAUAUUUAGUUUCCUUGAUUAUAUGGCCAAGAUGAAUCCCUUCAACUUCAGGAGCUACUUGGUGGAAAUAAAACAGUCUGCAGAUCAUUGCCCUUUGUGCAUUCAAGAUGGGAAAGAAAAUCAACAGGAAGAUUCUCAAGAUGAAUCUAACAUCUAUAUAAAAUCUAACAAAAUAGCUUCCAGCCAGUGGCCAGAAUUCCAAAACAGGCCAUGCAGUGAGGACUGGGUGAUUUUGUGUCCUGGAGCUCUGUGUGUCAUGGUGAAACUGAUUUGCAAACUCCACAAUGAAGCUUACCCUGAAUUAUCAUGGGAAGUCCAAUAUGCUGUAGCUGACCAUAUUCAAUCCUUGAUGAGCUUGGAGAAAAACCGCCAAGUGGCCUGUGGAGCUGGCCUGCUGGGCAGCAUCAUCAACUCCUGCUCAGAAGUUCUGCACAAUGCUAACAGCCCCCUCCAUCUGCCUCUUAUUAGGCUCUUUGAGAAGCUCGCAUCCCAGUCCAUCAAACCUGAUGUCUUAAGGGAUAAAGAGGAAUUGGACCGAGUUCAGAGGAGAGCAACCAAGAAUGUCAAUCUGGAAACCAAACCCUAUGAGGAACAGCUAAAAGGUUCUGGAAUAGCUGCAUGGAAUGACAGUGCAAAGCAUCCUCAAACCUUGUUGGGCUCUGACACAUCCAGGAGUUCUGCAGUGGCUCUCCAGACAGCCAUGAGUCUGAUUUCUUUGACAACUCCACGUAGCCUCCAUCUGCAGAGCUCCUGCCUGGCACCUUCAUUUGUGGAAUUUGACAUGUCCCUUGAAGGAUACGGCUGUUUGUUUAUCCCAAGCUUGGCUACUAUUCUGGGCCAAAGUACUGAAUACUCUGUCUUGGGAGGAACUGGAAAAGGCACCAGGCGGUUCCCCCCACUGGGUGGCCUGACUUUUUCCUCCUGGUUUCUGAUCAGCAAGAUGAGUUCUGUUCAUGAUUACCACCCACUUCGUUUCCUUACCUUGGUGCGUCACAUGGCGAGAACUGAAGAAGUAUUUGUUUGCUUUGCAGUGAGGUUUUCUCCCACGGAAGGUUGUCUAACCAUCUCUACUGAAGAAGUGGCAUUUGAAGCCUUAGACAGUAUGGUCCCUGAAUCUGAAGAUGAGACCUCUCUCCUGUCCCAGGUUCAAUUCAGAUGCGCUCCACUGCUAGUGACUGGACAGUGGCAUCACCUUGCUGUGACGGUGGCAAAGGAAACAAAGCAGAUCUGUACCGUUUCAGCCUAUCUAAAUGGCUACACGGUGGGCUCUGCGAAGAUGCAGUAUAUCCGACCUCUCCCAGGGAGCUUUGUUUCCAUGGACCCCUUUUCUUUUAUUGAUGUCUUUGGCUAUGUAGCUACACCACCGAUGUGGAAAAAGAAGUCUUUCUUGACUUGGCGCCAAGGCCCUAUGUACUUAUUUGACGAAGUUCUUUCCAUGAAAACUCUGCAGUUUAUUGAAAAACUUGGUCCAAGAUACUACAGCAAUUUCCAGGCUGUGGAGCUUAGAGGAGCAGGCUCCUAUGGCAGUAUGCAGAUGGCACCUUUGGUGCCACAAGAGAAGAUUUCAUUUGGAAUCAAUGUCAGAAGUUCAUCUUAUACAACAGUUAGAGACAUAAAAGACUGCUAUGGUGAAGUGGAUGGGCGCCUAAUAGCUAAAGAGCUGAAGCUGUCUUCUCGUGAUAGUACAACACCUGUUUUCAUGGCUCAAAAUACUGCUGGAAAACUUCCUGGCUCCUUAAGAACGAUUGGUGCAGUUGUUGUGGGCCAAUAUGGAACUCGAGUCUUCCAGUCCUGUCCUGCAGUGGUCAGUCUGAACUACCUUGGAGGCCCUUCUCUUCUCCUGGCUCUCCUGGUCAUGGCUCAGGAUGACCACGCUGUUUAUGCCGCUGUCAAGGUCCUGCACACUGUCCUGAACAGCAGUGCAGUGAGUGAAAAUCUAAUGAGAGAGGGGGAUGGGUAUCAGAUUCUGGCAUAUCUGUUGAAAAAAAAGGUCCAUCUCUUAAACGGUAGAAUUCUGCACCUUGUUCUGUCCAUUGGUGGCACUGCUGAAGCCAGCUUAGAACAGCUUACUAUCAAGAACUUGGAGAUCUUCCAACAUAUUGUCUGCAAUUUUGAGCUAUGGUGCCAUGCCUCUGAAAAUCUGGAUGUCCCUCUAUUUAAACAUCUCACUGAAGUUCUCCAGUCAAGAGGAAAGAAUUCAGCCGUGACCCUCAUUCAGCAGGUGCAGAUGGUGCCCAAACUUUUUCUGCUCUUUGGGGACCCUGGGAUCACAUGCUCUCGCAUCAAUAGGAUCUGUGUCCUCCUCUGCCAUUUACUUCAGGGCCAUUUCAGCAUCAAAGAUUUGCUCUGGAUUGGCUUAUUCUUGGUUUACACUUUAUAUCCUGCAUCUAUUGAUGAAAAUCAAACCUGCUCUGAUAGUGGUCCAGAAUCACUUGUACGAGGCUUAAGUCAGACACCUGGAAGAAUGGUCUGGCUUCGAAACCAGUUGUUGAGUAUGCUGUUAGAUGUAAUACAACGAGACAAACUUCCUCUGUCCUCUGAAAUCCAAGAAGAAAUGUUCCAAGCCUUGGGCCCUGACUGGUUCCUGAUGUUUAUGCAAAGUCAUGUGCAUGAAAGCACAUUUGUGCUGGCAGCCAAACUAUUAUUCCAUUUCCUGCACAACCGUACACACCUGCAUAAGCUCAGAGAGGGGAUGAUGGCAGGCAUGUGGCUGAGAAACAGCCUAGAGGGGCUGAAUAUUUUGGCUGACAACUUAAAGAGUUCUCCCCAGUUAUUUGAGUACCACCCAUACCAGCUAUCUGGAUUAGUGGAGCUACAGUUGUUCCUGAGCAACUCUGCCUACAUUCCUGAGAUUUACCUUCUUCUCUCAGGACUUCUUCUGGAUACACCAGUGUCUAAGUCACCAGAUGAAACUAAAGCAGGUUUGAAUGCAAUGUUACAGUGGCUGCUAUGCAACCAUCAUACAGAGACUGUAGUCAAAGUAGGCUUGUGUCCAGAAGCAGCAGUCCUGUUGCUGGAGAUGGUAACAUCCCUAAUGAAGCAGAUUUCAGCAGAUGCAGCUGAUUCUUGGGAAACCACCUUCAUAAAGGACAUCAUGGAUUUCAUCUGUCUCGUGUAUCACAGAUAUUCUCAGGAUCCCCUUUGGUUCAAUUCUUACUUCCUCCAAGCAUUGGCCUUGGCUGUCUUCCCCACUGGGUUGCCCCAGCAACCAGCUAGGAAACAAGUUUGGGACUUGAUGCAACUUCUCCUGAUAGAAAUAAUGUUACUUGACUGGAGGGACAAAAAGUGGCAUCCACUGGAGUUCAUUCUUGAGGCUUCUCCAGAGAAUGCCGCUAUUGAGCAAAAGACAUGCUUCCAGACAGAGAUAUUGCUUUCCAUUAUAGAUAUUGUCUACAACCUUGGUCAAAAUUACAGGGAAGCCUCCAGUUUAACAGGAAAUGGUGAUAUCAGAAAUGUUUCGGAAUCUGGCAGGCUUUUAUUUCUGGUAAAUGUUUGCUAUUUUACCCAGAAGCUGGUAAGCAAACUUUAUGAAGGAAUGUUUGUCACAGAACCAAGGAAGACUCUACUUUUCAUGACAGAGCAAGUGCAACUGGUAACAGGAAAGAUUUUUCUCCAUAAAGAAUCAAUUAUGAGCAACUUGUACAACUGUUUAAACCACGGCAUCUUAUAUUAUUUAUCUAAUUCCUUUUCUGAUUGGCAAAGUCUUCUUAAAGUUCUACAUACUCUUCAGAUGCAGUGGGAUAUCAUCUUUGCAGUACACAACUCUAGCCUGGAUUUCAUCACAUGCUUUUUGUAUUGCCUAUUACAGCUGAGAUCUGUGAGCUGUCAUGAAAAUGGUGAGGCAAAAUGGAUGCCAGCUUCUGGUUGCCCUGUUUUUCUUGGCCCAAAGAAAGAGGAGGAGAGGAUGGAUGAUCUUUCUGCUCUGAAGGAUGUUCAGCAAGAGAUCCAGAAGGUGGUUGAAGAAAUUUGGCUCCAGCUUCUUUCUAGGAAAAGAAAGGAUUUAGAGGAUGCAUAUAAAAUCUCUUUAUUUGAAGAGAAAGGAGAUGGAGAUGAGACAAUGAAGAUGUCUGGUGUAAAUCCUCUUUGGGAAGAGAUCAUGAAAAAGACUUGGCAGUGCUUUCUAGCAUCUGAAAAGGAGAACUCCUGGAAUAAAAUUCUAGUCAAGACUUCAAGCAAGAUGAGUUCUUUGAAUGAAAGCUUGAUUCCCAGCAGGAACCUAAAACAAGUGAUAUACAAAACCAAGGAUUUUGCAUCAUAUUUAGAAAAAUGCAGGAGAACCGGCCAAGAACUUUAUGCAGUUUUAUGCAAGGAUCAUGCUGAGAGGUUGCUGUGUGUAUACCAUAAAUCUGCCAAAGUCUGGGCUGACCUUGAAGAUAAGCUUUUUAGGAAAGGAGGACUUUGGGGAUCUGAAGUAGCCCCUCCUGCCACAAGGUGGGUCCUGGAUGCAUUUGAAGGCCCUGCUCGGAUGAGGAAGAGAAUCCAGUUCAAAACUGUAUAUGAUACAGUGGAACCAUUGCAAAACAAGGCUCAACAGACAGAGAAUAGUGCAUCUGCUUCAGCUCCAGUGGAAAAUCAAGGUGAACCAGUGCAAAAUAGAGAAGGAGGAACAGAUCAUGAUCAGUUGACAUUUUUUCCUACCCUACAUGAACAUUCUCAUUCGGAAGAAUUGUUGGAAGUGUGCAUGGAAAGAAAAACCAUCCUUCAGGAAUUAGUACGAGAUGAAAAGGUUAUAUGUCGGCAGUCUGUAGUGAUCAUCGAAGGACACAUCGCAUUGGAAGCGGUGAUUCUCUUCGGCCAGGACCAUUUCUACAUCUGCAAGCAUUUCACUCUGUCCCACCUAGAAGAGAUUUAUUGCACAAGCCAUUGCUUAUCAUGCAUCAAUGAGUCAUUCAUUUACAACUUGUGCUAUGGAACUGAGGCCAUAGCUGUUGAGCCCACAUGUUCCUGCCAUUCCUACAGUGACAUUAAAGAGAUCCAGCCAAUGCGCUUUCUUCUUCAGGAGAUAGCUCUGGAGAUCUUCUUAAACAAUGGCUAUUCCAUUUUCCUCGUAUUCCACAACAGCAACAGGACAAAAGCCUUGACAAGAUUUUGUUCAGUGAAAUCAAAAGGCAUCACAGAUGAGUCUACUAAUAUAAGAAAGCAACCAGGAAAAAAAAAGUCCAUGCUGUUGAAGUGGCAGAAGAGAGAGAUCAGCAACUUUGAAUACCUUAUGUACCUGAACACUCUAGCUGGACGUACAUACAGUGAUCUCAUGCAAUAUCCAGUGUUUCCAUGGGUCCUUGCAGACUAUCAUUCCCAGACUCUAGACCUGACAAAUCCAGAUACCUUUCGGGAUCUCUCCAAACCAAUGGGGGCACAGACAGAGGAGAGAAAAGAGAAAUUCAUCCAGCGCUUCAAAGAAGUGGAGAAGACCGAAGGUAACCUUUCAGCUCAGAGUCACUACUGCACCCACUAUUCCUCCGCAAUUAUUGUGGCUUCCUAUCUGGUUCGCCUAGAACCCUUCACAGAAAUCUUCCGAUCUUUGCAGGGAGGUGAUUUUGAUGUUGCAGACAGAAUGUUCCAUAGUGUGAAGAACACCUGGGAAUCAGCAUCACGAGGCAACAUGACUGAUGUUAGGGAACUGAUACCUGAAUUCUUUUAUCUUCCUGAAUUUUUAACAAACCACAACCAUAUUGACUUUGGAUGCUUGCAGGAUGGGACUUUGCUGAAUGACGUGGAUUUGCCACCUUGGGCAGGAGGAAAUCCUCAUAAAUUUAUUAGGUUGCACAGGCAGGCACUGGAAAGUGAUUAUGUCAGCAGUCACCUCCAUCAUUGGAUAGAUCUUAUCUUUGGCUUCAAGCAGCAGGGCCCGGCUGCGGUAAAGGCCGUGAAUGUCUUUCAUCCCUACUUCUACAGUGACCAAGUACAUAUGGACAACAUUAAUGACUCUCUCAUCAAAAGCACCAUCCUGGGAUUUGUCAGCAACUUUGGACAGAUCCCAAAGCAGCUUUUUACGAAACCACAUCCAGCCAGGAAUGCUGUGAGCCUGAAGAAACAUGCAGUGAGAAGAGAUAGCAUCCUCUUUCCUUCUCCGGCAUUGUCUGUCAGUAAUCUGUAUAACCUGAAACUGUCAUCAAUUAUUCCCAAAGAGGCACCUCAAGGCCCUGUUGGUCAUAUUGUAUGUACAGAAAAGGGGAUUUUGGCUGUGGAGAAGAAAAGUAUUUUGCUUCCUCCACUAUGGAAUAAAUCCUUUUGCUGGGGAUUCAGUGACUUCACCUGCUGUCUGGCUGGAUCAGAUAAGAAGAUGACCAUCCUGGAAGCCCCAGCUGACUGGGGAGAUUGUCUCUGUGCUGUGUCUCCCACACCAGGCAGCCUCAUCACAUCUGGAAGCAGCUCUGUCAUUUGUGUCUGGGAACUCUCCAGGAGCAGAACUGGAGCCACCACCUUACUUCUAAAGCAGCCCCUGUAUGGACACACGCAGCCAGUGACCUGCUUGGCUGCUUCCACGGCCCACGGCAUCAUCAUGAGUGGUUCUGCUGACAGAUCCUGUAUCAUCUGGGACUUGAACCAGCUGACACGCCUCACCCAGCUUCCUGCCCAUGAGGCAUGCCUCUCAGCUGUUGCCAUCAAUGAUUCAACGGGUGAGCUUGCUUCAUGCGCUGGAACGACCCUGUGCCUGUGGACUGUCAGCGGGCAGCCUCUGGCCAAAGGAAAUGCCACCUUAAGCCCUGGAGGGGUGAUUUCCUGCUGCUGCUUCUUUGAAGUGAAGGACUGGGAGGUGCAGAAUCUUAUUGUCACUGGGGACACAGAUGGCCUUGUGCAGGUCUGGAAGCUUGAAGAUGCUUCUCCUGCGGGCCACAGAAAGAGGAUGGUGGAAGAGAACGCUUGUCAGUGCCAAGCAAACCAGGCAGGCGGCAAAGUGGAGGAAGCGUUUGUUCUCCAUCGAGAGCUGCAGCUCAGCACAACAGAGGGACUGAGCAAACCCCCCUCGCCCGUCACAGCCUUGGCAGUUUCCAGGAAUUAUUCCAAGCUUCUGGCUGGCAAUGAAGAAGGAAAGGUCUACUGUUGGUCAAUUGAUGAGUAGAAGGAAGAAGUAUGAACUGGUCCUGAAACUGGAAAUGUGUUAACUGCAGAAUUUACCAAUAUGUUACACUUAAUUAGAAGAGGUGGAGCACUGACAUAAGAAUAAUGUAAAAUCCCAGUGAACACAUGUAUCCACCUCAUCCCUUAGAUGAGCAAAGGAUGGGCUGGCUUGAUCUUGCCUUAGCCAGGAGGACCUAAAAUGAUUAACCAAGAUGGAGCAGGUGGGGAAAUUUUUCAGGAAUAUUUUGCCUAAAAGUCUCCCCUCUGCUUGUUGUCUUGCAAGGCUGAGAUAGUAAACUCCCAUGGGCAGUUUAAGAAGGUGCUACCAGUUUGAGAACUGUGGCAAGAUUUCUCGGAUUACGAACAGGCAACUAACCCUGAGGAGAAAAUUCCCCAAUCUUUGAAAGCCUCAUUCUACCAUCACCACUCCAAGGAACAAAUGAAUCCAUGAAAAUGGGGUGAGGGAAUUCAGCUCACUUUUCAACUCAUAUUAUCUAAAUAUUAUCAAACAAUGGAGAAUGUUUCACAUGAU